GAGCCGAGGCCGGCUGGCUGGCUGUUGAGCUGUUGGUGGUGUUGGUGUUGCCUGCCGCUGCCGGCCUCUCCUCGGCUGCCUACCUGCUGCCUCUGCCAGCUGAGGCGAGCGAGAGAGACGGGGCGGCCUAUCUUGCUUGAGAUCGAGCAGCUGCAGCUGCUGCUGCUACCUGCUCAUCCCCCAAUUUGAUUUGAUUGCUGCUUGGUCUUGCUUCCUCAAUUGUCAGUCAAUUCCCGCGCCAGAUCUGCCAGCCUGCCUUGGUCUCCCGCGGCCUGCGCCAUGCGGGUGCUGCCGGCGUCCUGGUCCUCGGCCUCCUCAUCCGCCAAGCCCAGCAGCAGCAGCAGCAGCGGCACCACCACCACCACCAAGGAACCUCCUCCUCCCCCCACGGCGGCCGCGGUGUACCUCAACAUCUACGACAUCUCCCCUCUCAACCACUACCUCUACUGGUUCGGGCUCGGCAUCUUCCACUCGGGGAUCGAAGCGCAUGGCAUGGAGUAUGGCUUUGGAGCUCAUGAAUACCCAACCAGCGGAGUCUUCCAAGUAGAACCCAAAAGCUGCCCCGGCUUUAUCUUCAGACGCUCAGUCUGUGUCGGUACAACUGAUAUGUCCCCUUCGCAAGUCCGCACCUGCAUAGAGGAUCUCGCUGAGGAUUACCAUGGAGACACUUAUCAUCUGAUUGUCAAGAACUGCAAUCAUUUUACUGCUGAUGUCUGCCAGCGUUUGACCGGCAAGCCAGUGCCUGGGUGGGUCAAUCGACUCGCCAGAUUAGGCUCAUUCUUCAACUGCGUACUGCCAGAGAGCAUCAAGGUUUCAGCAGUCAGAGAUGUAAACGCACAUCCUGAUUUUUCUGAUGAUGGCUUGGGGUCCAACGCGUCGAUUGUUGAGGGAAGUGAUGAAGAUGACUUGGACCAACUUCUAAGAACACCAAACAGCGACGUUGUAUCUUCAAGAGACAAGACAUUAACUCCUGGCAGGGAUAGCUUCUAAUUGAUUACUGCCUCUAUUCUCCAUCGAUAGCAAGCAUUGCAUUUUGGGUUGUCUGCUGAGGAUCAGAGGCAGGUUCUUUGGUAGCGCUGAUGAUCUGGUGAUGGUAUGGCAGGGGGCCAGUCCGGCCUGAUGAUCACCUACUGUCAAAACUUCAGACCUCCAAGGUGGCUCGCUAGUCAUCGGUGGUGAUGAAUGAUUGAUUGAUGUUGCUGUUAUCAGUUCGUGUAGUAGGGUAUAAUUUGAUGAUAUUGUAUUUGUGGUAUCAUGUGGCAAAGGCCAAGUUAACCAUCAUAUCAUGGCUAUAUGCACGUGUGGGGAAUAUGCUGUAGUAACUUAGUGAGAAUGGUGUGACAUACUGUCCCAGUAGUGAGGUCAUCUCAUCUGACCUGUUUUCUUUUUCUUUUUCUUUUUCUUUUUGACUUUGUGCGGUGAAUCGGUGAUGGUGUGUAUGAGUGAUUUCUUCUGUACAAAAAUUAAUUGAUGGAGAUUGAAAUGGUUUUCCAGA
Panicum virgatum (switchgrass) is the source of this 1495-nucleotide messenger RNA. RefSeq names its product deSI-like protein At4g17486. The transcript has 4 exons. Gene Ontology annotation, biological process: protein deubiquitination. The record is from RefSeq and is a predicted model, not a curated record. Gene Ontology annotation, molecular function: deubiquitinase activity. NCBI's taxonomy places the organism in Eukaryota, Viridiplantae, Streptophyta, Magnoliopsida, Poales, Poaceae. The coding region runs from base 280 to 990 and encodes 236 amino acids.